AUGUUCAAGGUCCUCGCUGACGACUGGCAUGUUCAAACCCUUCCUAGCCAAGGGCAAAGCGCGAAUUCGCUCAGUGGCCAAGCCAAAAUGGGACAGAAAGGUUCCUCGCACAACGAGAAAGCCCAGUUGGCAGAUACACUAUCGGCCGCCCAUCCCGCGAUUCCUUGGGUUAUCGGAGUAGAGUUUGCAGAUGCAGCCUGCACACAUGGCAGGAAUUUGAUCAUCGAGCAGUCUUCUCUAACGCCUCAACAAAUAAGUUGCGAAGUGUGGGUUCAUAGAGGAGCAGCGGUUGAUGUGUUCACGUUGCCUAAUGUCACAGUUCGUCUGGCAGGUUCAAACCCUUCCUACCCAAGGGCAAAGCGCGAAUUCGCUCAAUGUCCAAGGUUCAAACCCUUCCUACCCAAGCGCAAAGCGAAUUCGCUCAGUGGCCAAGUUCAGGUGCAUGAUCCGUGGAAGACCGAUGAGAACAGGUAUGGAUGCUGGUAUCAUGGAGGCCUUCCUACCCAAGACAAAGCGCGAAUUCGCUCAGUGUCCAAGGUAUCCAAGAAGGAAGACAGAGAUGAUGUGUUGGGAAAAGCGCGAAUUCGCCCCUGUGCCCAAGUUGCAUGA
Molecule: messenger RNA, 609 nt
Organism: Laccaria bicolor S238N-H82
Lineage: Eukaryota; Fungi; Basidiomycota; Agaricomycetes; Agaricales; Hydnangiaceae
Exons: 6
Coding region: 1-609 (202 amino acids)
Source: RefSeq, a predicted model, not a curated record